AGGAGUGGUGGGAUUGCUCCUGACGUGGAACUGUACCCAGGCCGCUGUGAACCAAGAGGCGGCGCUGUGGGUCUGCUCUCCAGCGGCUGAAGCGAGCAAAGUGUUACAUCGGGUGAAAUUGACGAGCUCACUCUUAACACCCAUCGCUUUUCAGCGCGGUGCCAGUGCAGUAAAUUUCAUGCUGCCACGGCUGCACCAGUUACAGCUCUUUCGUUAAUCAAGAUAACACUGAAAGGAUUUAUAGACAGCUCGGCGUUCACACUGAUGAAUCUUCCACAGUCAGGACGCGAGAGGGAGAAGUAUUACGAAUGUUAUCCAUAAAACGGAUAAUUGGCAGCAAUCCUGUGGAAACAAUUAUGGCAAGACUCCUUGUACAUUCCGUUAUGUUAACAGUGGCAGUUACCUCAAGAAUUAUGCCAAGUCUUGCAUCAACUGAGAAUUAUGAUGAAAUUAUAACUCAGCCUCCAUCUGUGGAAACUGCUCAAAAUCUGAUAAGACAGAAGAUAAUGGAUGCACAGUUCAAGUGCUAUGAAAAAAUGGUCAGGGAUUCUUCAUAUAAUAAACCAGACCUAUACUGUAAUAGAACCUGGGAUGGAUGGUUGUGUUGGGAUGAUACACCAGCAGGAACAUUAAGCAUGCAGAAUUGCCCAAGCCACUUCAAUGACUUUGACGAAACUGAAAAAGCUACAAAGUACUGUGAUGAAGCAGGCAACUGGUUUAAACAUCCAGAAACCAAUCGAACUUGGUCGAACUAUACAUUUUGUAAUAAAUUCACAGAUUAUAAACUAACGAUGGCUCGUAUCCUUUACUACAUGGCUGUUGUUGGUCACACUCUGUCAAUUAUUUCAUUAUUGAUUUCCCUGGCCAUCUUCUUCUAUUUCAAGAGUCUCAGCUGCCAAAGGAUAACACUCCAUAAAAAUUUGUUCAUCUCCUACAUGUUUAAUUCAAUCUUUACUCUGAUCCAACUAAUGGCAGUAGCGAAUGACAAGGAUGUGGUCUCCCGAAACCCUGUUGGAUGUAAAGUGCUCCACUUCUUCCUCCAGUACAUGUUGGGUUGCAAUUACUUUUGGAUGCUUUGUGAAGGGAUCUACCUGCACACACUCAUCGUGGUGGCAGUAUUUGCUGAAGAACAACAUCUGCACUGGUAUUAUCUCCUGGGAUGGGGAUUUCCAUUAAUACCAGCUGCCAUUCAUGCAGUAGCCAGAACAAAAUACUUUAAUGACAAUUGCUGGAUAAGUGUCGAAACACACCUGCUUUAUAUAGUGCAUGCCCCGAUUGUUGCAGCUUUGUUGGUGAACUUAUUCUUCUUGCUCAACAUAGUUCGUGUCUUGGUGACAAAGUUGAGAGACACUCACCGCACUGAAUCCAAUAUGUACAUGAAGGCCGUCAGAGCAACUUUAAUACUUGUACCUCUGUUGGGAAUUCAAUUUGUUAUUAUUCCUUGGAGACCAGAAAACCGACUUGCUGGAGAAAUUUACGACUAUAUUAUGCAUAUAUUUGUCCAUUACCAGGGUUUGCUGGUGGCCACCAUAUUUUGCUUCUUUAAUGGAGAGAUGCAAGCAGCUCUGAAGAGGCAAUGGAUGCAGUAUAAAAUGCAGCUGGGGCAGCAACGACGGGAGCACUGUUCCAUGCGUUCAACCUCAUAUACAGCGACAUCCAUCUCUGAAGUUCCUGGCUACCCCUAUCAUCAAGACAGCACCAGUGAACAAUUAAAUGGCAAGUUUGCAGAGGAUUCUGAAAUUACUGCCCUGAAAUCAAAAGAGACAUAUGCUUGACCUGACCAAGAGUAAUCGACAAGAUUUUUUCAAAAAUCCCAUUUUACCCAUUAAAACAUAGAGUCCAGUAUCAACUGUCAGUCUCUAAAAUAAGCAACCCAACCCAACAGGGAAAAAAAGUAAACACUUUGCUGGCAGUGGCAGUCAAGAAAGGGGCCAGUCGAGGCAGAUGUUUCAAUAUUUCAUACAGUAGUGCUUUCAGAACUCUGACUGGAAAAUGGAGCUGUCAGUUGACAUGCGUGACAUUUCCAUGGCUGUAAGUGCUGUUUUAUAAACAAGGCCCACUACAAAAGUCUGGCUAAGAAUAAUUCAAAGAAUCGGCACCAGGAUCGUGGAGUGCAGACAAAUGGCAAGGUAGUGCACAACUUCUCCCACUGAUAAGCCGUGCACAACACUGAUCACGGGCGGCUAAUUUACAACUCAAGGGUUUUAUUAGCCGGCUUUCCUCUACUCCUCAUAAAAAUUAAGAAACCUUGGAAAUUUAGCCCUUGGCCCCAAAGCCAUUCCUUUCGUCAAUGAUAAUUUAAAAUUGAUAGAAGUUGUUCUUAAUUUGCAUGUUUGCAGCUCUGAUUAGGUACAUCUCCUUCAUAUUGGGGCUUCUAAUUGUGAAAAACAACUACACAGACACAGACACAGACACAGACACAGACAC
Molecule: messenger RNA, 2427 nt
Organism: Leucoraja erinaceus (little skate)
Lineage: Eukaryota; Metazoa; Chordata; Chondrichthyes; Rajiformes; Rajidae
Gene: calcr
Product: calcitonin receptor
Exons: 13
Coding region: 309-1775 (488 amino acids)
Biological process (GO): positive regulation of cytosolic calcium ion concentration; adenylate cyclase-activating G protein-coupled receptor signaling pathway; cell surface receptor signaling pathway
Cellular component (GO): plasma membrane; axon
Molecular function (GO): calcitonin receptor activity; amylin receptor activity
Source: RefSeq, a predicted model, not a curated record